This is a messenger RNA of Rana temporaria (common frog), 3169 nucleotides long. It is a transcript of the gene KCND1, whose product is annotated as potassium voltage-gated channel subfamily D member 1. NCBI's taxonomy places the organism in Eukaryota, Metazoa, Chordata, Amphibia, Anura, Ranidae. Gene Ontology annotation, cellular component: membrane; voltage-gated potassium channel complex. Bases 575 to 2464 code for a protein of 629 amino acids. Gene Ontology annotation, biological process: potassium ion transmembrane transport; protein homooligomerization. The record is from RefSeq and is a predicted model, not a curated record. Gene Ontology annotation, molecular function: protein binding; A-type (transient outward) potassium channel activity. The transcript has 7 exons.
UCUCCUAAUCCCAGCUCUGAGAUGAAGGAGAGCAGCCCCGGGGUGACUCCAGCAUCUCUGCCACUCCGCUGGACCGGAGAUCACCACUCACCUGGACUGCAGAUCAUGAACAUCUUGGAAAAGAAAACUAAUUAGCGACUGUGUGGGAGAAAAACACAGGAGGAGUUUGUGGGAUGCAAACAGAGAAUCCAAGAAGACAUCCAAGAAUCCAAGCAUGAGCUGAAGACUAAAUAAAAAAUAAGAAUGGCCUUCUUCGUUCCGUUCAAGCCUCCAUAUCUGAGGAGUUAGUAAUCAAUGAAUGGUAUUCCGUAUCAAAAGCCUACAAGUUGUUUAUGCCAGUCUGAUUUAAUCUUAUUUGGGCAGUGUUGAGUUAAAGAGUCUGAAUUCCUCUUCAGGUUCACUGGACACCCUUAGGGUCAUCUUGAACGUUGUAUUCACUUGGCUCCCAAAAACUGGAGCUGUAAAUUCAGUUCUCACAAUCUUUCUGUGUUCUGGUGGCAAUUUUAACUUUUCAUGGUCACACUCUGGACCAAAACACUGGACUUGUGGCUGCUGAAGACUUAGCCAUUUAAGCAUGGCAGCUGGAGUGGCUACAUGGCUUCCCUUUGCUCGAGCAGCAGCAGUAGGAUGGCUACCUCUUGCAAAGAAGCCUAUGCCCAAGCCCCCAAGCGACAAAGGGAAAAAAAACGAUGAAAUACUUGUGGUGAAUGUUAGUGGCCGGAAGUUCCAGACAUGGAAAAAUACUCUAGACCGAUAUCCAGACACGUUACUGGGCAGCACGGAGAAAGAAUUCUUCUUCAACCAAGAGACACAGGAAUAUUUUUUUGACCGUGAUCCUGAAAUGUUUAGGCACAUUCUUAAUUUCUACCGGACAGGCAAGUUGCAUUAUCCUCGGCAUGAAUGCAUCCAAGCCUUUGACGAAGAGCUGUCAUUCUAUGGCAUUAUCCCAGAGAUUAUAGGAGACUGUUGUCUAGAAGAAUAUCGUGACCGAAAAAAAGAAAAUUUGGAGAGGUUAGCGGAGGACACUGAAGCUGAAAUAGGCAGCGAUUGCCCUCUCCCUCCCAACAGCACUUUUCGCCAGCGAUUGUGGAGGGCUUUUGAAAAUCCUCAUACCAGCACUAUGGCCCUUGUUUUCUACUAUGUUACUGGAUUUUUCAUCGCUGUGUCAGUGAUUGCCAAUGUGGUGGAGACGGUGCCUUGUCGUCCACCAGCUGGGCGCCUAAAGGACCUGCCCUGUGGGGAGAAAUACCAGUUAGCCUUUGUUUGCAUGGAUACAGCCUGUGUCCUUAUAUUCACUUUUGAGUACCUCAUGCGACUUUUUGCAGCCCCAAGCCGUUGUAAGUUCAUGCGCAGUGUUAUGAGCAUCAUAGACGUGGUGGCCAUAAUGCCAUAUUACAUUGGCCUGGUCAUGCCAAACGAGAAUGUGAGUGGUGCCUUUGUGACAUUACGUGUUUUUCGAGUCUUCCGGAUCUUCAAAUUCUCCCGGCACUCUCAGGGGCUUCGGAUCCUUGGGUACACCUUGAAAAGCUGUGCCUCUGAACUUGGCUUCCUUCUGUUCUCCCUCACCAUGGCCAUUAUCAUUUUUGCCACUGUGAUGUUCUACGCCGAGAAGGGGACAAGUAAAACGAAGUUCACCAGCAUUCCUGCUGCCUUCUGGUACACCAUUGUUACUAUGACAACACUGGGGUAUGGCGACAUGGUUCCAGACACCAUAGCUGGGAAGAUAUUUGGUUCAAUCUGCUCCCUGAGUGGAGUCCUGGUCAUUGCGUUACCAGUCCCCGUCAUUGUAUCCAAUUUCAGCCGAAUUUACCAUCAAAAUCAGAGAGCAGACAAGAGAAAGCAACAGCAAAAAAUCCGCCUGGCAAGAAUUAGGCUGGCAAAGAGCAACACGACCAAUGCAUUUCUGCGUUACAAAGAAAUGGGAGGUCUGGAGGAGGACAGAGAUACACAUGCUUUGUGCAUCAAGAAUCGCUCGGCAUUUGAGCUGCAGCAUCAUCACCUCCUGCACUGUCUGGAAAAGACUACGUGCCAUGAAUUCACAGAUGAGCACAGGUACAGUGAGGCCCUGAUGACUGAAUCCAUUGGGUACCGGACUAGCCGCAGCACAUCAGUAUCUUCCCAGCAGGGGGGACUGACCACUUCCUGCUGUCCGCGGCGUUCCAAGCGCCGGGCCAUCCGUCUCGCUAACUCCACUGUGUCAGUCAGCCGUGGCAGCAUGCAAGAGCUGGAAACCCUGCAUGUCCAAAAGGGACUCAGUCAGAGCCGUUCCAGCCUCAACGCCAAACCCCACGGGAAUAUGAAGCUUAAUUGUGAAACGUCUGAUCUGACAGCUGCCAUCAUCAGCAUCCCCACUCCCCCUGCCAACACACCGGAUGAGCCAUUAACACCCAGUCCUGGCAUCCUGAGGAAUUCCAGUGUUACUGCCAGAUACUACCAGGAGACUGUCAGGAUUUCCAGCUUGUAGGGUCUGGUAUUCUCCUGGAACUAGUGAUGUAUCAAACACACUGUGACACCACACUCAUACUGACACCUCACAGUCCCAAUAUACCAGACAAUCAACUCAUCUCCAUGUGGCAAGCUGAAGGAGACACAAAUGACACCUCAGUAUUCAAGCGUAAUACAAUGUCGCCAACACACAGAUGCUGCUGCACAAUAGUGACAUUGUACAAGAUCAUGACGUAUGUUGAAACAAACCUUGCAUAUAUUCGCUACAUGCUUAUACAUCAGCCCGAAUCGCACAACUUAAAUCUCCUCAUUUUGUAAACACAGAUUUACACCCCUUACAAGCACCUUAAUGGACCACUGAAGGCUGUGCUUCAAAAAGAGCCAUAGAGGGGUUAGUCUUAAUGAAACUUAAUGGGGGGUAUUAAAAAGCACAUUAGAAACAUACCUAGGCACUUCAUUAUUCAUUUCAUCUUCGCAAAUAGGGGUACAGCCAUGACUAUGAAGAAUGCUAGAGACAGUCCAAAUUACAAAGUAACUUGUUCACUGGGUACAUCAUUUCAAUAGGAACCAGCGACGUUGGUGUGGCACAGAUUGGGUGCAGCUGUCAAAAACCAGGUAAUAAAUGAUGGAAUAUAAUAUUUGGCCAAAGAACUUAAAGUGGAAUUAAACCCUCCUAUCGUUUUUAGCCAAGGAAGCGGCCAUCUUGACCUCUGUUUAAUCUGUA